Messenger RNA from Scophthalmus maximus (turbot), 2354 nucleotides. Its product is annotated as GRAM domain-containing protein 2B. The record is from RefSeq and is a predicted model, not a curated record. The transcript is spliced from 14 exons. NCBI's taxonomy places the organism in Eukaryota, Metazoa, Chordata, Actinopteri, Pleuronectiformes, Scophthalmidae. The coding region runs from base 207 to 1496 and encodes 429 amino acids.
GAGCGCCGUGCGCCCCAGCAGAAGUCGGCUCCUGUUCCGCAUGUUGUUCCCCGAUGCUCCCUCCCCCUUUUCCCGGCUCCUCCUCUUGUCUCGGGCCCGUCGAAGCGAUUCCCAAACUUUUCCGUCCCAAGGCUUCCUGGAGCUCCAUAUCCUGUGUGGCCGGUGGGAAGAGGCGUGCGAUGCGUGAGCUGUAGCCGACGGUCCCGAUGACGGAGCGGGCGGACGGACCCUCGGGCCCGUUAUGCGCACCGGAGCAACUCCCCAACAAGGACUCCCGAGGGAACCGGCCGACGUCUGAAGUGGAGAAUGGGGCCGAGAGGAGACCAGGGAGGUGUGGAAGGUCACCUGCAGACCUCCAGCCGCGUGUGGACACGGAGUCAGACCCCUCGGAGAGCAGGAGGAGACCGGCCAGCAUGAGGUUGAAACCUGCGGAGCAGCUUUCACCAAUGUUGACUCCAAGUGAAAUUGAAACGAAGUUGGAAAGCAAGAAAUCACAGCCCAGCCAGUUAUCAAAGACAAAUACCCAGUAUCACAAGUUAUUCAAGGAAGUCAGCAAAGAUGAGCUACUCAAACAAAUCGUGCAUUUGUCCGCAGGCUACACUUGUGCGCUGCAGAAAGAGAUUUUAUAUCAGGGCAAAAUGUUUGUCUCUGACAACUGGAUCUGCUUCCACUCCAGAGUCUUUGGCAGAGACACCAAGAUUUCAAUCCCAGCGAUGUCCGUGACGUUUAUCAAAAAAACCAAGACGGCACUAUUAGUGCCAAAUGCACUCGUGAUUGAAACGACAAGUGACCAGCACGUGUUUGUGUCGUUCCUCUCACGAAACGCCACCUACAAACUGCUGAGGUCCAUCUGCAUCCAUUUGGAGGUGGAUAACACUUGUAACAGCAUCAUCACUUCUUCCUGUGAAACCAGCUUCAGAGUCAGCUGUACGUCGUCUCUUCCUCUGGAUUUUUCGGUAGAAUACUCUGACCUCGACGGGGUCGUGCAGCAGAGACGGCAGGAGAUGAUGGAGAGCAGCAGCUCCGGCUCUCAAACUCCAGAUUAUGACAAAAUAACCGAUUUCGCCGGCCUCCCAGACACAUUGGUGUGUGCAGUGAAGAGUGGAGAGGUUUCCGUCCACGCAGACGUUCACCUCCAGACUCCAGGCCUAAAACACAGAGCUGCCCUCAACAACGGGUCAGCCAAGCCAACCCGCGGAGUCACACUCAAAGACAAAUCCUCGGCGCCCAUGUCGUUACACGCCAUCCUCCUAAUCUAUUUGGUUUUAGUUAGUGUUCUUGUCUUGUCCUCCUGUUACAUGGCUUUCAAGAUUGUGGCUCUUGAGCAGCGUCUGAACUCCUUGGUGUCCAUGGGGGAACACAUUCGAAAUGAAAAUGCAGUGAGCCCCAGGUCCCAGGAUGCGCUGAACGCUGAGAUCUAUGGAGAACUGACUUCCAACCUGUUCAAGCUAGAAAAGAUCCAAAGAAACCUCCGGAAGCUACUUGAAGAGACUUAGGGGAAGACUGUUGUCUGUUGGCCUGUCCGGACGGAAGCUUUAUCUUGUAUCAGACAUGUUGGAUAAAAUCUGCAGAUCAGCUUGCGUGAUCAGGUUUGGUAAAAAGAUGUGAUGCCAAAGCGUGGACAGCUCAUGCAGAAAGCUUCAAACUGGUGUGAACUUUAACUUAAAUUGUGCAAUACCUUUCCCCCUUUCCACUCAGGACUGUUUUAUAUACUGUACCAACAAAGAGUUGUGCUAGAGUGUAAACUGAAGCACAUUAGCGUGCUAGUGUGUGUGCCAGUGUUCCUGUUAGUCAAGCGACAUUGUUAAGAAUAUGUCAGAGCUUUGAUUUUUACAUUUCACAACAGCGGGAUUUUAUUAAGGUAUCAGGUCUGAAGGUUCUAUUUGACUGGUUUCAAAACAUUUCACGAAAGGUCAACUUGUCGCUGUUGUUAUGUUUUAACGGUUUGAAUCACGUUGCCAAUAAAUUAUUGUUAUGUCAUGUUUAUAAAUCAUUGAGCAAGUGGCGUUUGUAUGAUAUCUUUUGAUUACAUUUACAGCCAAUUGUUUUUAGUGUAUUUUUCUCUUAGAGUGUGUGGCAACCAAAAUAACCAUGUAGAUAUGCAAAUGUGAGCGAAUCAAUUCUGCUUAAUAGGUGUUUUUUUAUUGUCCUUUCAUUUCAUUGGAAAUCGCAGGUUUAUUCAUGAAGAGCUUCUUGGAUUAUCAUGAUUUAUGUUUUGUUACAUUUUCAUUCUUCGUUUUGACAUUUUCACUCAAACUUGGAUUAUUGCAUCAAAACCAAUAGAACCUCAUAACCCUGUGGUUGACAAUCAGAUCCCAGACCUGAAAUAAAAAGCUCUCGUGCUCUGCUCAUAA